AUGUCUACUGUUUCAGAAUUCGGAAUCGGUCGAUUCAUAUUCCGCACUAUCGUCUUCUGGAUCAUCAUCUUCAGUGCCGCUUCUGUUCCGAAUUUCGGAGUCUUCGUGAAUCUGGGAAGUUCGUGCAUGAGUUGGAAGGAGGAGGAUGAACUUUCAAACAUCACGAAGUUUGGCACUGCUGGAGUUGGAGAUGAAGCACGAGGCAUCUGGCUGACCUGUUUGUCAACGAGUAAAAAACACCACAAAAUACGGUUCCCUGAGGAUGAAAAAAAGAUGAAUGAACAGUGCAUGGGGAAAAUUUGCCGGUUGUUGUUGGAAAGGUUUUUGGGAGUCAGAAGAUUUGAUGUAUUGCGACACGGACUCAGUCGAUGGGAAGAUUGA
This is a messenger RNA of Caenorhabditis remanei, 381 nucleotides long. RefSeq lists its product as uncharacterized. Bases 1 to 381 code for a protein of 126 amino acids. The record is from RefSeq and is a predicted model, not a curated record. The transcript is spliced from 7 exons. NCBI's taxonomy places the organism in Eukaryota, Metazoa, Nematoda, Chromadorea, Rhabditida, Rhabditidae.